Molecule: messenger RNA, 3129 nt
Organism: Selaginella moellendorffii
Lineage: Eukaryota; Viridiplantae; Streptophyta; Lycopodiopsida; Selaginellales; Selaginellaceae
Product: pentatricopeptide repeat-containing protein At3g46790, chloroplastic
Exons: 1
Coding region: 110-3016 (968 amino acids)
Biological process (GO): RNA modification
Molecular function (GO): protein binding; zinc ion binding; RNA binding
Source: RefSeq, a predicted model, not a curated record
UCUCAUCACCAUCAAACAUCACCGACGAAACAUCCGAGGAGGCUUGCAUUGGAUUCCUCCCUGGAGACGAGAGGAACUGCCUCAACUCCACGCUGUUCCUCAGCACUGGAUGCGCCGCGAGACGAAGGAAGUAUCUCUCGAGCUCGUGGACGCGAUUGCUCACAAAGUCCUGCGUCUGGACGAGCUGGACGUUCUUGUCCGGCCUGGGAGGGAUGAAGUAGCCUUUGUAGAUCUCUCCCAGCUGGUCCGCCAGCGCCACCACCUCGCGGAACCUCCUCCGGACGCUAAAGCUCGUGCCAAGGAACUCCGGAAGAUCGGUGUAGGUCGUGAAGAGAUACGCCACGAAAGUCCCGCCACUGCUGCCGUGAUCCUGCGUCUUCUGUGGAUCCGAGACGCUAAUCCGGAGAUAGUUCUUCUCCACUGCCCUCCCGGAUUCCUCCGGCUGCCUGGCGGCGUAUGGAGCGAACACCACAUCAGCGUAGCUUGGAGGCUCGAUCAGGAGCUCGGGCCUCCCGGAUGGACUCCGAAAGCUCCUGGACGAUUCUUUCCGGCGUGUCAUCGCCCCAUUCUCUGGCGAUUCCUGCGAGCUCGAUUCGCGGAGGAGCGGUGUCGCCGUGGACGCUGCUUCCAGCGACACGGUCUCCAUCUCGUCGUCCAUGAGAGGGAAGAGCUGAUCCAUCAUCCUUGUCGCAAGAAUCUCGCUAGAGCAUCCUUGGAGUGGAAUUUCCUAGCUGAGAAGAGAGAGCGCCUCACCUGGAUCGAGCAAGAAGAGCUAUGGCCAACCCCUAACCCUAGAGAAAAAUCCAUGAGGCAUUUGCCUUUAGUAAAAAAGAAACCAUCGCUGCUAUUUACAAAGAAGGUCUGGAAGAGAUUUUGGGGCAGCGCCGCGCAAGAAUGCGACGAUGGAGACCUCGAUCUGGACGCGAUGCCGCUGGAAUCCGCCAUCGCAUCGCUCGAAUCGCAGCGCUUCUCUCCCCAAUCGCAGGAUUUCAAGGCGCUGCUCCGGCGCUGUACGUGGUCGCGCUCGCUGGAGCUCGGCCGGCGCCUCCACCGCCAGAUGGAGGAGCUCGGCUGGAUCCACAACAGGUUCCUGUGCAAUCUCCUUAUCGAUCUCUACACCAAGUGCGAUCGAUUCGACGACGCGCUGGCGGUGUUCCACGGCAUCCAGAGCAAGAACGUCUUUAGCUGGACGAUGAUGCUCGUGGCGUUCGCCGAGAAUCGGGAUUUCGAUCGCUGCUGGCUCUUCUUCCGCGGGAUGCUGCUCCAGGGGAUCAAUCCCGGCGAGGUAGGGAUCAGCAUCUUCCUCUCGGCGUGCACGGACGCCCGCGAGAUUACGAUCGGUCGCUCCAUCCAGCUCGCGAUCCUAGGCACUGGCAUCGAGGAGGAGUCGAUCGUCCAGACGGCGCUGGUGAGCAUGUACGGCAAGCUUGGCCACUGUACGGAUGCGGCCAGCGUGUUCUUGAGGAUGAGCCACAGGGACGUGGUGGCUUGGAGCGCCAUGGUCGCAGCAUAUGCCCGGAAUGGGCAUCCUAGAGAGGCACUGGGUUUGUUUCGCCAGAUGGAUCUCGAUGGAGUGGCUCCAAACAAAGUGACGCUGGUGAGCGGGCUGGAUGCCUGUGCGUCGUUGGGCGAUUUGAGGAGUGGCGCUUUGAUGCAUCAGCGAGUAGAAGCGCAAGGGAUCCAAUCCGGAGUGGUGGUCGGGACUGCGCUGGUGAAUUUGUAUGGGAAGUGUGGCAGGAUCGAGGCUGCUGUGGAGGCGUUUGGACAGAUUGUUGAGAAGAAUGUGGUGGCGUGGUCUGCUAUCUCGGCAGCGUAUGCCCGCAACGAUCGUAACAGGGACGCGAUCCGGGUGCUUCACAGGAUGGACUUGGAGGGGCUGGUACCGAAUUCUACGACGUUUGUGAGCGUCCUGGAUGCUUGUGCUGCGAUCGCGGCUCUAAAGCAAGGAAGAAGGAUUCACGAGAGGACACAGGUGCUGGGAGGCGGAUUGGAGUCGGAUGUUUACGUUCUUACUGCGCUCGUCAACAUGUAUAGCAAGUGUGGGAACUUGGCUCUAGCGGGGGACAUGUUUGACAAGAUCGCUCACUUGGAUCUCGUGCUGUGGAACUCGCUCAUCGCGACGAAUGCCCAGCACGGGCAAACCGAGAAGGCACUGGAGCUGUUUGAGAGAAUGCGGCUAGAGGGCCUCCAGCCGACAAUCAUCACUUUCACGAGCGUGCUCUUCGCUUGCAGCCACGCCGGAAUGCUAGAUCAAGGCAGGAAGCACUUCGUUUCCUUCAUCGGCGACCACGGGAUUUUUCCCGAAGCCGAGCACUUUGGCUGCAUGGUGGAUCUUCUCGGUCGAGCAGGCUGGAUCGUAGACUCGGAGGAUCUGCUGCUCCAUAUGCCGUUUGAGCCACAUCCCGUGGCAUGGAUGGCGUUCUUGGGAGCUUGCAGAACUUACCGGAAUAUGGACCGAGCAAUCUGGGCUGCCGAGAACUUGUUUCAGCUGGAUCCAAGGAAACGAGCUCCGUACGUGCUUCUGUCCAACAUGUACGCGAAGGCUGGAAGAUGGUCCGACGUUGCAAGGAUGAGGCAAGCAAUGCAGCUCUUCAUGACCGUGAAAGAAGCAGGGAGGAGCUGGAUCGAAGUGAAAGACCGGGUGCACGAGUUUAUCUCGGGGGACUUGGACCAUCCUCGGAUAGGCGAGAUACACGCCGAGCUCCAGCGACUGACAAAGCUGAUGAAAGAGGCCGGUUACGUCCCCGACACCGAGAUGGUCCUCCACGACGUGAAACAGGAGGUGAAAGAGAUCAUGGUCGGGUAUCACAGCGAGAAGCUGGCGAUGGCGUUUGCUCUCCUCACCACCCCUGAAGGGUCACCGAUUCGCGUGGUGAAGAACCUGCGAGUGUGCAACGACUGCCACACUGCCUCGAAGUUCAUCUCCAAGCUUGUCAACCGGGAGAUCGUGGUGAGGGACUGCAACAGGUUUCACAGGUUCCAGAAUGGAGCGUGUUCUUGCGGAGACUACUGGUGAUCGACCGGAGAGCUAUCACAGCUUAGGACAUUGGAGAGCAAGGAAUACGUUGCCGGCCUCCAAGAGUUCAGCUGGAGCAGUAUCUCCGCGACUCGGCUGCCUCUUUCGGCAUC